AUGGUUGAUGGAGAGACUCUAAUCCAGAAGACAACCACUUCUCUCCUUUUAGAAAGCAGCAGAAUUGUGACACAUGAGUGUCGCUUGGUCUGUGAAAGCCAGAUGAGCAUGGUUACCUUGGGAGAGAAUACAAUGUGUGGAUUACGUGUGCUGUCUUUGGAAUUGGGUAGACUCAUGCUCAAAUCAUGUACUGGACAUAUCUCCUGGAACAUGCUACCUAAGUUCUUGGAGCUUUGGUCUCCUAGACCAGUGGUCGGCAAACUCAUUAAUCAACAGAGCCAAAUAUCAAGAGUACAACGACUGAAAUUUCUUUUGAGAGCCAAAUUUUUUAAACUUAAACUUCUUCAAAACAGACUCGCCCAGGCCAUGGUAUUUUGUGGAAGAGCCACACUCAAGGGGCCAAAGAGCUGCACGUGGCUCGAGAGCCACAGUUUACCGAUCACGGUCCUAGACUGA
Molecule: messenger RNA, 456 nt
Organism: Pipistrellus nathusii (Nathusius's pipistrelle)
Lineage: Eukaryota; Metazoa; Chordata; Mammalia; Chiroptera; Vespertilionidae
Source: the annotation of a GenBank genome assembly